Messenger RNA from Gossypium raimondii (Peruvian cotton), 1125 nucleotides. RefSeq lists its product as uncharacterized. The transcript has 2 exons. Gene Ontology annotation, molecular function: zinc ion binding; nucleic acid binding. Lineage: Eukaryota; Viridiplantae; Streptophyta; Magnoliopsida; Malvales; Malvaceae. Bases 1 to 1125 code for a protein of 374 amino acids. The record is from RefSeq and is a predicted model, not a curated record.
AUGAAUAAUCCGGCUCAACAACCUCCACCCCCUAUUAUACCAGCUGUUGUACCUCCGAUUGCACCUCUACCUCUUCUUGUGAUUGAGCCUAGUCGACGUAUUCCGAUUGAGAAACUCAGAAAGUGUGGUACUGAAGAAUUUAAGGGUAAAUUAGAGGAUGAUCCGGUUAAAGCUGAGUAUUGUCUUCAGAAUAUCUUACGAGUUUUCAAUAAAAUGGCUUCUCCUCUUGAUGAUUUUAUUAGAUGUGUUGUUUCAUUAUUAAAAGAGGAAGCGUAUAGUUGGUGGACUAUGAUAGUAGCUGUGGUACCGAGGGAGAAAAUUUCUUGGGAUUUCUUUCAAUCUAAAUUUAAAAAUAAGAAUGUCGGGAAACGGUAUUUGGAUAAGAAAAAGAGAGAAUUUCUUAAAUUACAACAGGGAAAUAAAUCGGUGGUUGAGUAUGAGAGGGAGUUCGUAUAUCUCAGUAAAUAUGCUCGGGAGAUUGUGCCUACUGAAGAAGAGAUGUUUAACAGUGUGGGAAGUGUACGAAAUGUUCCGAAGCCCAAUUAUAGAUAUUGUGGGAAAUAUCAUCCUGGUGAGUGUAGAGCUAAGUCGGAAGUUUGUUUUAGAUGUGGGUCAACUGAUCAUUUUAUUCAGAAUUGCCCUAAACCACCAAAAGAGGAUGAAGAUCAUAAAGGAAAGAAAAUGUCUACAUCUCAAAAAGGUAGAUGUCUGGGUCAGAAUAAUGUUGUUGGGAUGGCUCAUACCGGGGUAAAAGACACUGUUGUUUUAUCAGAGGCUAGAGCACCUGCUCACACAUGUGCUAUUCGAGCUAGAGAGGAAGCUGCUACUCCUGAUGUGAUUGCUAGUAUAUUCUAUCUCUUUGAUGUUAUUGUCUAUGCAUUUAUUAACCAUGGGUCAACUCAUUCUUAUAUUUGCACUGCAUUAGUAACGAAAAAGAAAUUACCUGUUGAAUCUACUAAUUAUGAUAUUCAAGUUACUAAUCGACUAGGUCAGAGUGAGAUAGUUAACUUAGUUUGUCGCAAAUGUCCACUGAAAGUUAAAGGCUGUGAAUUCCUUGUUGAUUUGAUGUUGCUACACUUUCAGGAAUUUGAUGUUUCUGGGUAUGGAUUGGCAACUGUUGCAUGA